AUGGCCGAGACGACCCAGUACAUCCAUGACGAUGCCCAUCCACUUCGCCAUCCUCCGCCGGCCUCAUCCUCGUCGCCCAAUCCUCAACCAUGGCGCUCGCCCGCCAAACUCACCACUUCCAGUCUACAAGAGCUGAGGCGCAAAAGUGGUGAUGAGCAGCAGCGAGAUCCGACGACACCUGUUUCGCCCACGAUGUCGAGGAGAACGAGCUUUGAGAGCGAUCGCUUCAGCACCGUGUCCGGAUUGACAGCGUACUUUCCGAGUAAUCCGGCGAACGUCAACCCAAAAGCGCAGUAUGUUGCGUCGUUCGGUGCGUCGCAGGUGGUCAGCGAGAGCUUGUCCGUUAAGAGGAGCACAUCCAGCGACGACGACGAGGACAAACUAAACAAAGACGACGUGCGCUUCACCGACGGCGCAUUGGGCCUCGUCAACGCCUUUCUCGACCAGCUGCUCUACAGCUUCCUCUCCACCGCCCGAUCCACGAGCUUGUCCGCCCUGCGCCCUGCCGUGACCGAAGUGCUGAAGCACCGCCUAGCCCGCGAAGCCAUCACCAGCGCCGAGGAAGAGCUAGCCGAACUCCUCGCUGGUGGAGACGACGAUGACGAGGACAAGAAGCACAAAACUGCCGAAGACAGCAGGCGUUGGGAUCUGGAGCUCGUGUGGAAGCGUACGCGGUUAAGGGUGAUGGUGUACAUGCGCCUCGGCGAGAUGGAGGAUGAAGAUGAGCAGCGCUAUGUCAAUGAAGAAGAGUUGUUUCACGGCAAUGAGCGCCGGUUCUCUCAGUCCAGCGGUCUGGUGUCGUGGGCUGCAGCGAUCUUCCUCACCUCGAUCCUAGAGUUUGUCGCAGAGCAGACGCUGCAAGUCGCAGGCCAAGCUUCAUAUACCCGCGCACGCCGCCAGAGCCGCACGCAACGCAUCUCCGGCUUUGCUCCAGCAGACAGAUCCUCCGUCCUGACCGUCGAAGAGUAUGAUGUCGAAAAAGUCGCCCUCAACGCCACGCUCGGCCGUCUCUGGCGCACGUGGCGCAAGGCCCUGCGCAACAACAACAACGCCGGCAACGCGACACCGACGUAUCGCUCCCCGGCGACCUGGAGUCGAGAGAACAUGGUCAGCGCUCUGAGCCAUCGACGCAGCAGUUUCGGGACUGCGAAUGAAGGGUCAGUGGUCGGAGAGUCAAGACCGCAGACCAGGGAUGGGGGAGGGGAGAUGGAGUUUCCGGAGUGGGUGCUUGCGGCGAAUAUUCCGCUGCCGAUGGGGGAUGUGGGGAGGGAUGUGGAUGAGAUUUUGGUGCCGGGUUUGGUGGAUGGGGUUGAGGGGACGGAGGGGCAGUAUCCCGAUGAGCUGCUCGGGAGGCUGGUGGCGUUGCCGAUGGGCGAGGAGAAGAGGGACGUGGAUGAGAUUGAGGUGCCAGGACUUGCUAGGGAACCGGAUGGAGCGGUUGCGGAUGAUGAGGCCAGCAGGUCGGAAGUGCCGAGACAGAGGUCCAGUCUCAUGGAACCGCUGCUCCAUCAACCAAAGCCGGUGGAUUCCUUCACCAGCUCGCCUACCGCGACUGAUAUGCCAGCGGUCUCUAGGCAGAGAUCGUCCUCCUUGCCAACGCCGUCUCGGACGCCCAUGCCGGAGCGAGAUCAAAAGCCUGUCGAGGCUGCUACUGCGACCGAAGCACCUCUUGCAGAGCAGGCUGUUGCAGAUGACGAUGCGCAAUCUCAGAGCCAGGAAGCGGACCGGAAGGGAGGAAAUGAAGCCUUUCCCUGGAUGGUCGGUGGUGCUGCUAUCACCACUGCUGCUGCUGCUGCUGCUGCGGGGGUUGCAGGUGCUGCCUCCUCCAGUGAUCGGGAAGCAAAUGGCCAGAGAGAAGCACCGCAGCGGUCGAUUCCGCGGAAACCAUUGCCUGGAGAUAGUACAUCGCAAGGUCUAGCCAUACCGGAGGACGUCACAGCGCCGGGGAGCGCUCUAGCAGAAGAGCAGCACCCACUAAGAGAUGUAGAGAAGCAUCCAUCGCAACGCUCCUUCUCCGACCAGGAGAUUGAAGAACUUGACAGACGAAAGAGCCUCAUCGACAUCAAAGCCAUGAUGUUCGUCAACGGCUCCUCGGGUCCAGCAUCCGGCCAGGAGUCACCGAGAAAUGAGGAGACGUCCUACUUGCGGCCAGCAUCCAGAGCAAGUGACGAAGAAGUCUCGGAGCACGAAGGACCAGAAGACGCCAUUGGCGUUGCGCGAACGUCAGACGUAUCCUCUCCCGUACCCCCUCGCAUGAGCGAAGAGCAUACCGAAGCAAGGGAGUCGCCCAAGCCUACCGGAAUCGUGAACGGAGCGCCACCCGCUGCGCCAGAGAGUCCGACGGUCAAGCGGCCGGGCUCGAUGGCUUCACAACGGCAGUUCUACGAUCUGACUUCGCAGCCCGAUCAGUCGCCAGCCACUCUGCAAAGAUCACCGACCAAGUACUCCAACCGUGCAAGCCUGGCAGAUGGCGCGCAGCAGUCUCCAACGGUCGAGAAGCCGCUGCAUCGACAAUCGAUGAGUGCGGACGUUGACAAGGACGCGAGUGAUCCUCAACGACCACGUAGCUUGAAGGGGACGGGUCAGAAGAUGGCGGCUCCCAAGGGAGGGGAGGCGAGGUCUCCCAAGGCGUCGAACAAGUCUCCACGACUCGUUGGCGAUCCGGAGAGUUUGCAUGCGAUGACGAGUGCGUCGAUAAGGGGGCCGGAGGACUUUGAUAUGUUCUUGCAGGGGGCGGAUACGGUGAAGUAUACGUUGACGCCGGAUAAUGUUCGGGAUGAUUCGACUCCAAAUGCACCAGCUCCACUCCCCAAACCGCGGCAAGCACCCGUCGAAAUGGACGCGACUUCCAUCUUAACCAACUCCGACAGCCGUGUGGGAAGAAGCCAAACGGCGAAACAAGCGACGUCCGCCCACACCACAGCCGGCGCGGCAGAGAACGAGUCCACGCUGUCAAAGCGUCGCUCAGUCAGCAAGCCUUCACCGCGCAACACUAGCGCGCACCGCAAGAGCGGGCUCAUGGCUCGCGAGCCGCGAGUACAGACAGAGACCACCCGCGACUUCGCGGAUUUCAUUCGCUCGACGGGACCGCAGAAGGAGAAGCCUGUUUACCCUCUCUUGUCCAAUGCUUCGCAAACGUCAUUGCAUUCCCUCCGUUCAGCGCACAUCCACGGCGCAUCAGCUUCGCGCUCGUCGUCGCCGAAUGGCGAGAGGUCGAGAAGCAACACCCUCAAAUCCGUUGACGCGCCUGAUGUUCCGCCCGUCCCUCCCAUGACCGCACUACCUCCCAUGGCAACACAGCCUAGGCAGCCCAAGCAGCCUAAACAACCUAAACAGCCGCGGCCAGCUAAAGCGACUACAUAUGGCUCCUCGGAUCUUAUCGAUUUCAUCCGCUCUGGACCUGAGGAGGAGGGUCAACAUCGUAUUUCCCGCUCGGUAGCGCCUUUCAGGACGACGAUGGACUCGGAUCAGUUCCAUGACCUUGCUGAUCGGAAUGGGAAUGGGGUUGAGCAAUUCGGUAACGGCAAUGGCAAAGCUGCUGCUAGCGCGAGCGCGCCGAGCGUACAGAGCCCUUUCGUCCGCUCCUCGCAACGGACGUCGGAGAACUCGAGGUCUGCUCUACUCCACGGCGCCAGCAACCGAGCCCCAGCCCCAGCCGUCCAACCUGUGAGGAACCGCCAACCACCGCUCAGCAACCCCACCACCACCAGCCACGUCGCGGAAGAAAACGCGCCCGUCCGCAAGCGCGUGCGCAACAAAGACCCCUACUCCAUGGACUUCCUCGACAACGACGACGAGGACGACUGGUUCGGCCCUGCCCCCGGAUCCAGCCGCGCAGGCGGCGGGGCGGGAGGGGGAGGGGAAGAGAGUCUGUUGGAUUUCCUCAACAGCAACGAACCGCCGCAGACCACUGCGCCGCAACCGCUUCUUGACCCGAAGAGCACACAGGCGAGAGAGGCGUUGAGGCGGUACGCUUCGAGCGGUGGGAACGGGGGGCAGCAAGCGUCCAGCGCACGCGCGGGUGCUGGUGCUGGUGCUGGUGCGGUUCCGCGGUCGGGGUACGCGAGCCCAACACAAGGAUCCGUCUCCUCCGCACGCGCCGGUGCUGGAAGAGCAGUUUCAAGGUCCGGCUACGCUUCUCCAACGGCGCAGUCCGCCUCCUCCGCCCGCCCCGCCGGCUCAGGUGUCAAGGCUAUGCCUCGUGGAGGGGCGAAGGAUAUCGCCGCGACGAGCAAUACGCAGGAACUCGCGGAUUUCUUUAAGAAUUCCGGGCCCAGCGAGGGGGAGGGGGGAGAUCCGGAGAGCGCGCCGGCGCCGAAUGUUGGGAGGAUGAAUGGGAAGGAGAAGGGGGAGAAGAAGAAGAAGGGGGGUUUUUUUGGGCUGAUGCGGGGGAGGCGGAGGACUACGUAUUUGGAUAUGCCGUGA
Messenger RNA from Saxophila tyrrhenica, 4425 nucleotides. RefSeq lists its product as uncharacterized. Gene Ontology annotation, molecular function: protein heterodimerization activity. NCBI's taxonomy places the organism in Eukaryota, Fungi, Ascomycota, Dothideomycetes, Mycosphaerellales, Extremaceae. The record is from RefSeq and is a predicted model, not a curated record. The coding region runs from base 1 to 4425 and encodes 1474 amino acids. The transcript is spliced from 2 exons.